UAUUUUAAUUUUGUCCGUUACACGUAACAAAGUCCUUGCGUUGGUUUGUUGUUGGUGGAAUGAUGGAAACCAAAAAUUUGUCUGACAACAUUGUUUCGUAUAAUUUGCGAGAUGAAAUGCAACAAUUUGACAACGAAAAGUCGUGGAACAUUGUAUAUGAGCAAUUAAAAAACAAGUCUACAGUUUUGAAUCAGAAUUUUUCAGUCGAUGCUGCUAGAGAUGUCAAAAAUCGAUGGAAAAACCGCUACCGUGAUGUUAGUCCAUUUGAUUCCACCAGGGUUUUGCUAUGUAAUGCACAUGAUGGUGACUACAUUAAUGCAAGCUUCGUCUUCAUCCCGGAGGUGCCGUCUAGAAAAUAUAUACUCACUCAGGGUCCAAUGCAGCAGACAGUAAAUCAUUUCUGGCUCAUGGUUUGGGAGCGACAGUGCCCUGCCAUCAUCAUGCUCAAUCGCCUUGUUGAAAAAGGUUCUCUUAGGUGUCAUCCUUAUUUUCCUUAUGAUGGUGGCCCUUCUGUGCUAGAAUUAAAAGAAAUUAAUCUGAAUGUGGAGCUGAAGUACGAGACAAAAGGAAAAAUAUUCAUUAACCGAAAACUCGUCAUUAAUCACACCAAGACCAAUGAAGUUCACCAUGUCUUACAUAUGCAGUAUACUAAUUGGCCCGAUUUUGGGGUACCUAAUUCUCCUAGCGCAAUAUUGAAUUUUCUUUGGUCUGUUAGAGCUUCGGGUGCAUUAAACGAUCCAUCUUAUCCACCAGUUAUACAUUGUAGUGCUGGUAUUGGACGAUCAGGAGCAUUUGUUUUGAUAGAUUUAGCAUUAAUCCUGAUUGAACAGGCGAAUUCUAUUUCUGGUGUUAAUAUCAGAAGUUUAUUCCUUGAAUUAAGAAAAUGUCGUAUGGGUAUGAUCCAGACAGCUGAUCAGUUAAGAUUCUGUUAUCGAGCAGUCAUUAGGGCUGCAGAUACUUUGCUUGAUAUGCCAGUUGACCAAAGACCGUUUGCCAAGUUUGAACCGGAUAAGGAGGAAGAAGAUAAUGUAUCGGAACCUUCAACUGAAGAUGACUCAGAUGAUAUUAGUGAACAAGGAGAAAUGGACGAUUUUGCUCUGGAUAAUUUUGAUUCGGAAGAAAUUGGUAUCGAUGAUAUCCAAACAGAACUGUUAAAUCCAUCAGAUGAUGUCAGUGUAAGGUUUAGAAAUUAUAAGUUUGAUUCUAGUUUUAAUACCCAUAAUACUACUUCUCAAUUACCUAGUUUGAACUCUCUUAUCACGGCUGAAGUUGAUUCAAAUCUAUCUCCGUUGGAAAAACACAAAUUUUCAGCUGGAACUGACUACUUGCCAGGUUACUCAGAAAUUGAUCUGGUGCGAGGAAGUCAAGUUUAUAGAGCCAUAGAAAAAUCGGAAAAUGGACUAUCCGAAUUAUUCAAUAAGCCAAACAUUUGCGCAAAUUCACUUAACAGGAAUAAUGACGCUUUACCAAUCAGUCAAAUAGAACCAUUUCUUACAACUCACGAAGUUACUAAAGGAAAUUCUACUUUUUCUACGCUUGCUACAUCACAUUCAAGUACUGAUAAUUUGCAUUCGUCACAAACUGUAGGGUCGAGUGUAUCUUUAUUAGAUGAUACUGCUGGAGUAGAAGAUAGUUCCGAUUCAUAUACCAAAGAAUAUUUAGCUGCUUCAAUAGAUCUACAUGAACGCCGCGUAGCUCGUCUGGCUCGACAAGCCAGAAUGCGUGCACAAAUCGAAAACAUGCGAAUACGAAUGCGUGAGACAGAUAUGACACGUAGAAGGUGGCUUCCAACUCAUGUACUCCAACAUCUUCGCCGAUUUUAUUCAGAAAGUGGCUAUGUAAAGAGUACAACUGGUGCUGUAGUUAGCAGUAUCUGUGUAGUUGCUAUUAUAAGUUUCGGUAUGAUUGCUUAUAUCUACUGGGAAUAAUAAUCAAACGUUAAUCUCAUCUGUAAAAUUAAAUAAGGAAAUCUUAUCAAUGCUCAAGAAGUAUGUGCCUUCUCGCGACUACUCUACACUCAAAUGCAUCAUUUUAUCCCUUCUCAGGUGAUGAUAUCUGUAUAUCUAUCUAAUAUCGUCGUUAAUACAUGGAUUCUAAACACAGACCAAUAUACAGACAUAUAUAUUAUUAAAACUUAGGGAUUAAUCUCAUACUUUUUUUUUGCAUUUCUGAUGAAAAAUGUUUUCCCAUAUUUUAAUUUAUAUUAUUUUAACAUUAACUGCUUCUACCUAUGCAUAAUGUACUUCAUAUUUUAUCAAAAACUCAAUACCAUAAUAAUAAUAAUCUAUCACCAUGAUCAUGUGAUUAUUUUACAUCUGUUUACUUGUUUCUGUAUCAUUCAAUUCUUUGCAUUCUGAAAUGCAGAAGACAAUACGACCACAUAUCUAACCAGAUUCUUAUUUAAUUUGCUGUAAUUACUCUGCUUUGUUGUGUGAGAUUCACAUAAAUAAAACUGUACACACGUACUUGUAAUAACAAGCAUAUGUUUAUCUCCUUACUUCUUCAAUUAAAAUUUCAGUGAAAUCAAUCAUCUUUGAAUGUACAACUAACUAAAACAAAUUAAAGUAUUUUAUAAUAUUA
Molecule: messenger RNA, 2580 nt
Organism: Schistosoma turkestanicum
Lineage: Eukaryota; Metazoa; Platyhelminthes; Trematoda; Strigeidida; Schistosomatidae
Source: the annotation of a GenBank genome assembly